AAACAAACGUCAAAAAACUAAAAGCGUAGCGGCUAAAAAACCAGAUUGUUGAAGAAAAGAAAACAAGAAAGCCGAAUCUAAAACAUUUAAUUCAACAAAAAUGUCUUUUAAACAAAAUCACAAUCGUUCUCGAAACAAGAACAACUCCAAGCCUCAUCACAACAAAGAUGCUACGCCAGUUGAUGAAACUAACCCAGUCAUCAUUUCAUUCAAGGAAUAUGCACUUGAAUUGGACGAUAAACAUGAUCGCUAUGAACGCAUAGUGAAGCUAAGUCGUGAUACAACCAUCGAAUCCAAACGUAUAAUUUUCCUUUUGCAUACAAUUGAUCCAGUGAAAAACAACAAAGAGAAGAUUUUACUCGAAGCCAAGACACGCUUGGACAAUCUCAUUUCGAACAAAUUCUUUGAAGUAGCCAAAGAGUUGGAAAAUCGUGAUCCAUAUCAGUAUAUGCGAGCAUAUUGCGCUGGCUUGCAGGAAUUCAUAGAAGCCUACUCGUACUAUGAAUAUCUCAAUGAAUCGAAUCUUUCAGAUUGGAAUGAUUUGCAAGCGCGAAUGAAAUUUACCUUCACUAUCGAACCCAAGGAACAGGCCGAAGGAAAGGAUGAAGGUGUUGAAGAAGCUGAAACCAAGGCACCUAGUGAAAAGGUUGAAAAGACAGUUGUCUGUCACGUCGAUCCUACCGAAUAUAUUCUUGGUUUGGGCGAUUUAACUGGAGAAUUGAUGCGGCGUUGUAUUAAUUCCCUAGGAUGUGGUGAUACAGUCACUUGUCAGGAUUCUUGUAAAGUCUUACAGAAUUUCUACAAAGGAUUUUUAGGCCUCCAUGGGGUGAGGAACCGUGAAUUUGGAAGAAAACUCUACACAUUGCAUCAGAGCGUCAUCAAGGCUGAACAUGUUUGUUAUAAUGUUAAGGUCCGUGGAGGAGAAGCAGCUCGUCGCGGAACUAUGGCUGAUGACAAGCCAGCAGAUGAUUUCGAUGAAGGUUUCUUUUAAUAAAACAAAGUUGAAAAAAAAA
Molecule: messenger RNA, 1013 nt
Organism: Eupeodes corollae
Lineage: Eukaryota; Metazoa; Arthropoda; Insecta; Diptera; Syrphidae
Gene: Trax
Product: translin-associated protein X
Exons: 3
Coding region: 101-991 (296 amino acids)
Cellular component (GO): cytoplasm; nucleus
Molecular function (GO): sequence-specific DNA binding; RNA binding; RNA endonuclease activity
Source: RefSeq, a predicted model, not a curated record